AUGAAUAACAACAUAGCUUCUUUUAACAUGGAAGUAUCAUCCGAUCCUCCCUUUGGAGAUUUUGGUAAGAAAAGAUCUUUUGAAGUGUUUGGGUUGGAUUAUGGUGAAUCUUCUGGCGACACUUUUAUUACUCCUCCACAUUCAACUAUAAGGAAGAAUAAAAUGAACAGUAAGAAUAAGUCAAAAGAUUAUAUGAGUAAUAGUCAGCCAUUAUCCCCUACCCGUUCUUCUCCAUUGGCCCCAAUAAGGGCCAAAAAACAAAAAUCCGAAGGGUCUUCCCGUUCAAAUGGUAAUCUAUCAUUAGAUGAAAUAUUAACUUCUUUGGAGAAAAGGAAACUCACCGGAGAGUUGAAUAAGAAACCUCCAUAUUCUUAUGCUAUUUUAAUUUGCUUGGCUAUACUACAAUCCCCGGAAGGUAAAUUGACUUUAUCACAAAUUUACAAUUGGAUAACUACUCAUUUCAGUUUCUACAGACCAAAAGAUUCCAGCUGGCAGAAUUCUAUUAGACAUAACCUAUCGUUAAACGAAGCUUUUAUAAAGACAGAAAAGUCUUCGGAUGGGAAAGGCCAUUUCUGGGAAGUUAAGCCAUUAUCUGCUCCAAAAUUUUUUAAAGGUGAAGCUGGUGGUUACGAGUUAAUACGAGAAAAAUUGAGUAACAUCGAACAGUACUUUGAAUUAAACGAUCAAACCGUUUCUGACGAUGGUGAAGAUAUAGAGGAUCCUAUAGACAAAUCUUCUCCAAUCUUCUCAUCUGAAUUGAAAGAAGAGUCUCAUAUGAUAGUAGCUCUACCGAAAAUAGAAGUAAAUGACUCUAUAACUGGGAACAAUAGAAAUAGCUCUAUUACGCUUAACAAUAUUGAAGAAACUGAUGAAAAUAACAAUGGUAACAAUAAUAAAAAUUUUGAUAAUUUGAAUUUGGAACCUCCCUACUAUAUGAAAAGAAUGAAUACGCUACCAGCGGGGGUGCCUGAUCUGACCAGAGAUUUCUUCGGCAUUCAGGAUGUUAAAUCUUCUCAAAAUUCUAAGAGAUAUACAUGUUCGUUUAAUACGAGUUUCGAAGAAUUAUCUCCCCGUCCUUUCAGAAAUGAGACUGGCUCUCAACUUUCGAAUGUGUCGUUGAAUAUUGAAAACGAUAUUCUAAAGACACCAGAUUUGAAGCAAUCACAAUUCAUGGAAAAAACUCCAUCUAGGCUCACACAAACGCCCAGGGAUACAGAUUUGCAUUUCAGAAAAUGGCAGACACCUUCACACUUAUUCGAGGACAUAUAUUCAUCACCUAUUUUCAAAGCAAUGGGACUAUCUGGUUCAACGACCAGCGGUUCCAAAUAUUUAAAAACUUUGUCUCCAAGAAAUACAAAUGAUUCUGAUUUACUCGCUGGCGGUGUCAAAUCAAAAUUAUCAUGUAGUGGAUUGUUUGGCGUCGACGUUUACUCUGUAUGGAAAAGAGCUACCGAAAAUGUGAAGCCAUCAGAUGAAACCGAGGCGAACUCAAGCCACACUGCGUCAAAGCACUCACAAAGUGAUGAGAAUGCUAAUUAG
Molecule: messenger RNA, 1539 nt
Organism: Kazachstania africana CBS 2517
Lineage: Eukaryota; Fungi; Ascomycota; Saccharomycetes; Saccharomycetales; Saccharomycetaceae
Gene: HCM1
Product: Hcm1p
Exons: 1
Coding region: 1-1539 (512 amino acids)
Biological process (GO): regulation of transcription by RNA polymerase II
Molecular function (GO): DNA-binding transcription factor activity, RNA polymerase II-specific; RNA polymerase II cis-regulatory region sequence-specific DNA binding
Source: RefSeq, a predicted model, not a curated record